Molecule: messenger RNA, 1510 nt
Organism: Amaranthus tricolor (Joseph's coat)
Lineage: Eukaryota; Viridiplantae; Streptophyta; Magnoliopsida; Caryophyllales; Amaranthaceae
Product: 2-hydroxyisoflavanone dehydratase-like
Exons: 1
Coding region: 176-1225 (349 amino acids)
Molecular function (GO): hydrolase activity
Source: RefSeq, a predicted model, not a curated record
GAAAGAAACCCACCAAAUUUGUGCCUUGUGCGGUUGUGCCCUUGUCUAUUACUUCUUAAGAUGUGACACUUGGGUUAUAUCUUCACUUCAUUUGAUCAAUCAACUUUCCCCUUUACUAAAUGCCAUUUUUCCCUUCUUCAUCUCCAAUCUCUCUCACUCUCAAACGCAAAAUCCAAUGGUUUUCAAACAAAACUAUCAUAAUCUUCCCCUUUCACUAUUCCUAGUAAUUCUACUUGCUUACUCUUCAAUAUCCAAAACCAUCAUUACUAACUCUUCUCAAUCCCCAAUCAUAAUUCAACCAUACAUUAUUGUUUACCCAAACGGCACCGUAUUAAGGUACUAUAAUGAACCUCCUUCAUUUGUCCCCCCACCAAUUGAUUCUCAAGUGCAAUCCAAAGAUAUUAGUAUCUCCACUUCUAAAUCCCAUACUCUUCGGGGGCGGGUUUUCAUGCCAGCUAAGCCCGACCCGGCCCGGAAGAUGCCUAUACUAAUCUACUUUCAUGGUGGUGCGUUUUGUAUUGGGUCUCCUUUUACUUGGGGAGACUCUCAUUUUGUGGGUCGGGUUGCGGCUGAAGCCCGGGUUGUUGCUGUUGCUGUGGACUACCGUCUUUAUCCGGAGUUUACGAUUCCGGCUCCGUAUAAUGAUGCAUUGGCAGCUCUUGAGUGGGUAUCGGCCCAUGAUACAGGUUCAGGUCCGGGUCCGGGCCAUGAUCCGUGGGUGAUGAAGUAUGGGGAUGUAAAACGGGUCUUUGUAGGAGGAGAUAGUGCGGGGGGCAACAUAGCUCAUAAUUUAGCAAUCCGGGCCGGGAUGGGUUCAGGUCCACGUUUUAUGGGCUUAUUCUUAGCCAUGCCGUACUUUCUCGGGUCCAAGCGGGUCCCACUUGAGCCUAAAUACAUCCCCUAUUCACCUAACUAUAAAGUAUGGCCGUAUGUAUGCCACAAUUGUACGGGUGGGGUGGACAACCCGUAUAUGAACCCGUUUAUUGAUGGAGCGCCGAAAUUGGCCCACUUAGGAUGUAAGAAGUUGUUGGUUUACACCGCGGAAAUAGAUGAGCUACGGGGCCGUGGGAUAUGGUACUAUAAGGAGGUUAAGGCAAGCGGGUGGGCGGGCUUAGCCCGUUGGAUCGAGGCCCAAGGAAAAUCCCAUAUAUUUCACAUAUCACUACCAGAUGAUCCGGCAACAACAAAAUUGAUUCAAGAUUUGUCUUCAUUCAUCAAUAAUUAAAGUUUUUGUCUUAGAGAUCAAAUUUUGUACUUUAAAAUUUUAAAAUCUUUACUUUGGGGGUAUGUUAACGACAAAGAUUAAGUGUAGAUCCCCAAAUUAAGGGGUACAUGUGUCAAUUUUAUUAAGUGUAGAUCCCAUCCCCACUUGUUUAGUGUAGUAAAAGUUGUACGAGUAAAAACACCAUACUUCAAGGAUAUAAUUAUGUGUGCUUAGGAGAAAGGUUUUACUACAUUGUAACGUUUUUGUUUGAAAUUUAAAAUAAAUUUGAUAUACAAACAUAAAAAA